CGGGUUGAGGGCGCGCAGAGGGCGGCCGGCGAGCGCGGCGGCCGGAGCCCGGCGCUCCUUCCUUCCCGCACCGCACCGCGGGGCCGGGGCCGGGCGGCGGCGGGGCGCGCCCCCCCCUGCGCGGGGCGGCGGUGGGCGGCCAGGCGCCCCCGCCCCGCUCUGGAUGCCCAUCGCGGCUGCUCGGGCCGGGGGGUGGCUGCGGCUCCCCGGCGGGGGGCGCGGGGCAGGAUGCCGGUGCUGGAGCGCUUCUUCCCCGCGGCGGAGCCGGGCAGGCGGAGGAGGACGGGGGAAGAGCCGAUGCCCUUUCCCAUGGGCAGCCUGCCCGGUUAUCAGCAGGGAACCCUGGCCUGGGACUUGCCCGAGAUGAUCAAGAUGGUAAAGCUCGUUUGGAAAUCCAAGGGGGAACUCCGCGGGGCGAAGCACAGAGGGGUGUUGGAGACCGAAGAUGCCCUGGGCGGCUCGGCAGGAGAUGCACGGGUGAGAGGUCAGACAGGGGUUCUCUCCGAGCGCCGGGGCUCCUACCCGUUUAUAGACUUCCGUCUUCUUAACAAUACUACGCUCUCAGGGGAAAUUGGCACCAAGAAAAAAGUGAAAAGACUGUUAAGUUUCCAGAGGUAUUUCCAUGCAUCCCGGUUACUGCGUGGAAUUGUACCACAAGCCUCUCUGUACCUACUGGAUGAGGACUACCUUGGACAAGCAAGGCAUAUGCUCUCCAAAGUGGGAAUGUGGGAUUUUGACAUUUUCUUGUUUGACCGCUUGACAAAUGGAAACAGUCUCGUAACACUGCUUUGUCACCUCUUCAAUGUGCAUGGACUUAUUCACCAUUUCCAGUUAGAUAUGGUUACAUUACACAGGUUUUUAGUUAUGGUUCAAGAAGAUUACCAUAGCCAAAACCCGUACCACAACGCCGUCCAUGCUGCGGAUGUCACACAAGCUAUGCACUGCUAUCUGAGGGAGCCCAAGCUUGCCAACUUCCUCACCCCGUCGGACAUCAUGCUGGGACUGCUAGCUGCUGCAGCUCACGACGUGGAUCAUCCAGGGGUCAACCAACCCUUUCUUAUCAAAACUAAACACCACCUUGCCAGCCUGUACCAGAAUGUUUCAGUGCUAGAAAACCACCACUGGCGAUCUACGGUAGGCAUGCUUCGAGAGUCACGGCUCCUCGCGCAUCUGCCCAAGGAGGUGACACAGGACAUAGAGCAGCAGUUGGGCUCCCUGAUCUUGGCAACAGACAUCAACAGACAGAACGAGUUUUUAAUCCGUCUGAAAUCUCACCUUGACAAUCAGGAUUUGAGGCUGGAGGAUGCACAAGACAGACAUUUUAUGCUUCAGAUUGCACUCAAGUGUGCGGACAUUUGCAACCCUUGCCGGCUCUGGGAUCUGAGCAAACAGUGGAGCGAACGGGUCUGCGAAGAGUUUUACCGUCAAGGAGACCUGGAACAAAAAUUUGAACUGGAAAUAAGCCCCCUUUGUAAUCAGCAGAAGGAUACAAUACCAAGCAUACAGAUCGGGUUCAUGACGUACAUCGUAGAGCCGCUCUUUGAGAGGUGGGCCCAGUUUACAGGCGAUACCCCCCUAUCUGAAAACAUGCUAAACCAUCUCAGGAGGAACAAGGCCAAGUGGAGGAGUUUGCUCCACAAGCAACACAGCAGUAGUAGGAGCAAUGACCACUCAGGUCAAGUGACUGGCAGCCAAGAACAGACUUUAAAUGAAGAAGAGACUCCUUAGUGGCAGCUUUGCACUUUUCUUUAUAGCACUGCUAUCUCUGUCUUGAUCACAGCAGCAAGCAAAAUCCCGGGGAGCUCAGAGCCUGUUGUCAAGACCGCGGAAAGGGAAGAAAUAGCAAAGCAGAAGCUGUAAGGGUCCUCACGAACAAGCCCACGGUUCUGCUGGGUUCCUUUCUGGAUCUCCUUCACGUUCCUCUCCCCUCUCUUCCUUCUGCGCAUGCCUGAUGCCAUUCGUCACUUCUGAUCACGAACUGCCUGAAUGCAGAGUCCCAGUCAGCAGUACUUAAGCCGGGCCGGUUACGGCUGCCGUGAAGCAGGGAGGAUUACUGAGAGAACAGGGGAGACAGAGGCAUUCUUGGUUAUAUAUUCAUUUACCACGAGUCAUACUGUGACAUAUGUAUAUAGGCCCAGAGCUCCAUACGGUUUCCAGGCUGGCAGCUGGGCUGCACAUUAAACCACCAGCAUCUUCAGCAUCCAGGGGACACUGGCUGAGUGAGACAGCGCUCAUAGAGGGCAGAGAGAGUCUGGUUAUUUUAGUAAUUAAAACAAAAACCUUUUUAACUUUUGUAUUCUGUGCACUAAACAACAGAUCUAUAAACCUUGGACUGAAGUUACUCUCCGUAUACACAUCUCCAGUGUAACAAGGCUCAUUUUGGUAAUCAUUUUUAUGCCACUUUGGAUAAAAGACGGGCAUCUUCUCAUUGCAAGGAACAGCAUUCCCUCGCAGCCGAAGGGAAGGUGUUGUACAGUCUAAACCUUUGAAACACGAACAGAUCUAUCUUUUGAGUACUGUUUCAAGUAACAUGUUUAUAUUCAUAUGUGUACAUUUUCUGUAAAUACAAAGCGCUACUGAUUCCCAUGCCAAAAUACUGGAGUACUGUGGGAUUGCUACCUGUAAAAACAUUGGCACUGUGAACAGAAUACUGUUAGUUUUAAUACAAGAGGAAGCGUUUGUAAAUAUGGUAUAGAGUUUAUUAAUAUACACCAUUGUUUGUGGAUAAAAGCCUUAACUUUUAGCAUCCUUCAUCUUCUGAUAGCUGCCAAAAUCAUAUGAUCACAGGAUACGAUUCUGAACUGCCUUUCCACUAUCCAAGGUGUAUCAAAGGUCAUUAAGGAAUGAAGUCUGCAGGAUAACUUCUUGAAAACUUCAAACACAUUCCAUAUGGGUCCAUGUUAUUAAUCCAUGGCACCUUGCACAUUUGGUCUAGGCAAACGUUUCACAGAGCCUGAGGUUUUAAGUCAAAAAAAACAAAAACAAAAACAAAACAAAACCCACAGUGACACCAUGUAAUUUGACAGUUCAACCUGAUUAACGUUUAUUCAAGAGCGUGAAUUUUUAUUAAAUAGCUUAGUGAUCUACAAAGCACGAUGUUCUAAUAGUUCUGGAGCCCAGUUGUUUUCUCGAGUGAUGUUGCAGUGUAGCUGAUCUUUUCCCCACAUUCCCUCCUUAGAUAGCCAGCAUUGAAAUGCAUUUGUAUAUUUCUUUUCAUUACAAAAAAAAAAAAUACUUCAACUGACUUUUAGAUCAGUCUCACUCAAUGAAGGAAAAAAAAAAAAAAGAGGUUGCAGCCAGACCAUUAAGAAAAAUCGUCUUAACUAUUGCAGCAGCUGAGGAAUUUUCUAUGGUCUCACCUUUGUAAAAGAUACAUGGCCUUCUCUGUGCCACAGAGAACCUCAGCCGAGUUAGUCUUUAUACAACUUUCCUUAAGCUUCCAUCGUUUUAAUGAGAUUGUAUUCUCAGACACUACUGCCUUGUACCAAAGUGAUUGCCCAACUCUCCCCUGCCCCCAGAAAAAUUAAUUGCAUUCAGGUAAAGUGCAGUGUUGUUGCAAACCCCCAGCACAUCAAACCUACGUAGCUGUUUUUCAAAAGAAAAACAUACAAAAGAAAAAAACAUACAAAAGAAAAACCAUAUAAUCAUGGUUGCACACGAAUACCUUGGAGAGGCCAACAAAGAGCGAGCUAUUUAAGAAGUUGGUGUUUGAGAAAGAUAAUGUUUACUCAUAAAAGUGCAAGGGGAGAUAAGGUAGAAUUUUUCUCAAUUACAGCGACUAUUGGCUUGAUUAGACAAAGCGGUCAUGCUCAUAAAGGUGACUAAUAUGUUUAAAGGUAAAUAAAAAGCUUACGUUUUAGUAAAAGAUGUUUCACUCUACUAAUUCAUUGGACACGUCUCUUCAGAGAAAGAGACUGAAACCCAGUGAGGUGGGAAGGCAGAAAUCACUACAAGAACACAAAGCAUCCCGAGAACGAUGUUUUUCGCCUCCUCUACUGCUUUGUAAGCUAUAAGCAGUAGAAAACAUUCUUCUUCCUCCCUCUUCUAAAUGCGACUCACAUAUUAGAAGUACCAUAACAAGCAAAGAGAGGGAGUCAUAGUAGAAUAAAAUUAUUUCUAACUACAGGACAUAAAUGUCUUUUUAACCACCUGAUGGGGGGGAGGGGGGGCAAGAGCAUCACCGCUUUGCAGCUUUUUAGGUGUAUCUUUCCUUCUCCUGACAGAUUUAGGACAAUUAUUAGAACAUUACAUGAGCAGUGUAAUGUGCUGUUUAGAAGCACUUAAGUACACACAAAAGGAUAUAAUUUCCCUUGUUUUGUCUUUUUACUAAGAAAUGGAAGCCAUUUUCCAUCUAAUUCAAAGAAUUUUUUUAAAAUUGUUCUGAAGUUUAGUUAAACAAACACGGUGUCUAGCAGCAUAAAAAGCUCUUGACAGAUACAUUGUUGAGAUGUUUCUGAGGAGCUUCCAGAAAAUAGGUCCAAAAGGAAAGCUUAGGUACAAAUCAAGUUUUCUUAUACCUGCAAUAAAACCAAAACCUUCUUCUGUAAUUAGAGCUUACAGGAUCCAUUAGAAGUCUGCUCUUACCAGGUUAAAACUUCCCAACUUUGAAAAGCUGUUGAAAUGAAGAGGUUGUGGGGGGUUUUGGUGCACUGAGCAUACUUGCGAGAUUUCAAACCACCUUGUCUAAUGAAACAAUGCUUGAAAUAGGUUUAGGGUGGCUCCAGAAAUCCUUCUCUACUUGCAAGCCAAACCCAUUACACAAGUUUGGGUCUGGGUCAGUUUGCCUCCGGUGCUCUAGACAAAAGCGUGCUGAAAAGGUCGCCUCUGGCAGGAAGAUUCCCCGGGGUCGUAUUUAACGCAGAAUGUUACCAUUUGAUUUCCCAUAGAAGAAGCCAAACCAUACCCAAUACAGCCAAUCCAACAGCACCAGUGCUCAGUAGAUGCAGUUGAUAUGAUACAUUUUUGUUAUUCUCUAGUUUGGAGGACAUUUCUGUACUGGGAUUUCUCCCCAGGUUGCCAACAGAACGCUAGAUGCACAGAACAGAAAAACAUUUGUGCAGAUAAUACAGAUUUCUGUCUUCUCAGCCCUAUCAUCAUCAGCCACAACAGCCCUUGUACAACAUUUUUCUUUCUUACUGGGCCAGUGCAGCUAAAAGAUUCUGAAGUUAAGGAAAGAAGUAGAAAACUGCUAGAAGCAGGAGUUUACAACGCUUUUAUGCCCCACAAAUACAAUGCAUUUGAUUAAAACCUAGUUUCUUUCAAUGCAGAUUUCCUACCAUCAAAGAGGACAAUUCUACCUAAACAACUGUAACAAUAAUAAUAAUAACAGUAAAAGAAAGUGGUGAUAAGGGAAACUUUUAGUCCGGUUAAAAUAAUGCAUACACAUGCAUUUUCAUUAAGUAAAGAUUUUACCUACCUUUGGGUUUUUUGAGGGUUAGCAUUUCAGGGGCAAAAAGGACUAUUGAAAAAGUGUACCUUUGAAACACAAGCAGUGAGAGGAGCAGCUUAGAUCAAGUAGAAUCUAUGGAGGAAAGAAACCCACCUAAUCUGCAGUUGUAGGUAACCUAAUCUACAACACAGGCCAAUUAUUUUUGUGUAAACUAUUGGUUUUCAUGGAAAAAAAAUAAUAAAUCAGUCUCCCUGCACGGUCAGUGACAAGGCUGCUACCACAGUAAAUGAGCUAAACCCUUUUCACACUGCAUAGGUCUCUCACCAGCUUUUCCAAUCUGUGGUUGAAAUUUCUAUUAAAAGUUUUCAACAAAACAGAGAGAAUGCAUACCAGCCCUUCCAAUGGACUCUCCUCAGAAAGGAGAAACACUCCAAGUAGCUACAAUUUUAUUUUCAGGUAUCAAUCCGGGUACCAGCCACAAUUUAUAGCCUCAUAUUUUAAGGCACUCAGCUGAGUUGUCCAUGAAAUAUUCCCAUUCCCCUCCUGAUGCCACCAUCCCCCCACAUAUGGCCCGCCAAAAAAAAAUAAAUAAAAAAAAUCAAUACUUAAAUUUGAAUUAAGAUCCUGCAAAUUCAAAAAGUCCACCCCAAAAUACAAACCCAAGGCAAACUCGUGCCAUGAAUAUGUAUCCAAAUUACUUUGAUUGGUGCAAACUAUUAUUCUGUUGUUUGUUUCUAUAAUCCAUCCAAUAUUUUAGGUACAUAAACUUUAAGUGCAGAGCAUAAGUUUGACUCGGAUGUAAAAUAUAUUCUGCUUAUCUUUGAAUUCAAGAUUGUAUAUGUCAUGUUUAUUGUAAAGCAUUUUAUAUAUACAUAUUCACAUAUCUUAUACAACUCUAUGGGCCAAACACGGGUCCCACCCUCUUCACUGGGACCAAGAAUCAGCCCCCAUAUGUGCGUAUAUAUGCCAUAUGCAUCAUUCUGAAAGGAAGCACUAGAUUGUGUGAAAAUGCUGUGACUGCUAUGCAGUGAUGCCAAGAGACUUAACUGUAUCUUUUUUAACAUACUGCUGUAAGUAUUCAUCAUGUCAAAGAAUGACAACUAAU
Molecule: messenger RNA, 6494 nt
Organism: Chroicocephalus ridibundus (black-headed gull)
Lineage: Eukaryota; Metazoa; Chordata; Aves; Charadriiformes; Laridae
Gene: PDE7B
Product: phosphodiesterase 7B
Exons: 12
Coding region: 229-1728 (499 amino acids)
Molecular function (GO): 3',5'-cyclic-AMP phosphodiesterase activity
Source: RefSeq, a predicted model, not a curated record